AUGGAAUUCCCUCAGCUAGGCCAACACUGCUCAGCUAAAGGAUGUAAUAAACUCGACUUUCUGCCGAUGAAAUGUGACGCAUGCAGUGCUAUUUUAUGUAAAGAUCAUAUAAAAUAUGAUGAACAUCAAUGUUCGUCGUCAUAUCGUAAAAAUGUUCAAAUACCCGUCUGUCCACUCUGCAAUCAACAUGUUCCAUACGAAUAUCGGGAUCAAUCGCCAGAUCGUGCUGUUUCUGCUCAUAUAGAUCGUGAUUGUCGAUCACGUAAACGUGAAAAAGUCUAUGCAAACAAAUGUUCUGUCGCAUCAUGUAAACAACGUGAAGCUAUUCCAGUUAAUUACUUCCAGCACCAAUCACCAGCGAAACAGAAGAAACAAGAAGAAGAUGAUUAUGCGCUCGCUAAAGCAUUGCAAGAAAGUGAACGACAAGAAUUGCAGAGAAUUCGUCGAAAUCAAACGACUUCGACGGCAGCAACAGCGAAUACUAGCACAUCUUCGACAGAUAAUAGAAGUUGUUGUGUUCAAUAA
This is a messenger RNA of Adineta ricciae, 525 nucleotides long. NCBI's taxonomy places the organism in Eukaryota, Metazoa, Rotifera, Eurotatoria, Adinetida, Adinetidae. The record is from the annotation of a GenBank genome assembly.